CUACUUAAUAUGUAUUUGUAAUUUUUGAAUAUGAUAUUAAAGUAUUUAUUUCUUUUUUUUUUUGCAAAUAAAUUUUAAAGGGGUAAAUUAAAUAAAGGAAGCACACUGUAUGUCACACGUCAACAAUUUGUUUUACUGCGUGUGACAACCUCGUACUCUUCACAAUACGGAAAAUAAGUGCUGAAAUAUGUUGAGUUAAAUUUAUUUUAUUUUAGUAACUAUUCAAAAAAAGUGGUUUCUUUUAUAAUGGCUAGUCCACGUACACGUCGUGUUCUUCAAGAAUUAAAACCCAAGGAUGAAAACUCGAAAUGCUUUGAGUGCGGGACACACAAUCCUCAAUGGGUUUCGGUUACGUAUGGUAUAUGGAUAUGUUUGGAAUGUUCAGGGAAACACCGUGGUCUGGGCGUGCACAUAUCAUUUGUACGUUCCGUAACUAUGGACAAGUGGAAAGAUAUUGAAUUGGAAAAAAUGAAAGUCGGUGGAAACAAUAAAGCUCGAGAAUUUUUCGAAGAACAUCCUGGUUGGGAUGAUCGAUCACCCAUUACCCAACGCUAUAAUUCCAAGGUUGCUGCUCUAUACCGGGAUAAAAUAUCCACUCUAGCCCAAGGAAAGUCUUGGGACUUACAGGAAGCAAAAGAUCGUAUUUCCGCUACCACAAUUUAUUUCGGUGACAAAAAUAUCAAUUAUACUUCUCAUUCCAAAAUUAGUGGUUCUGAAGGUGGCUAUCAGACAGAAUCAAACAUUGGAUGUGGUAAUAAUACAAAUAAUUAUCAGCAGUUCAAUACGCCUGAGUUCAAAGAGCAAAAGGAAGAGUUUUUCGAGCGUCGAAAAAUGGAAAAUGCCUCGCGUCCAGACAAUUUGCCUCCUAGCCAAGGAGGGAAAUAUUCGGGCUUCGGAUAUUCUCGAGAUCCGCCAUCAAAAACACAAUCUCAGGAAAUUAUUGACUCUACGCUUUCUUCCUUGGCUUCGGGCUGGAGCUUACUUUCGGCAGGAGCAUCUAAAAUUGCAAGUACGGCAAAGGAAAAAGCUGUGACGACAGUAAGCUUGGCUUCUUCAAAGAUUAAAGAAGGCAGUUUAUUAGAAACUGUUCAAGGUCAUGUUUCCGAUGUGGCGUACAAGGUAACAGAUAUCGGCAAAAGAGGUUGGAACAAUAUUGGCGGAAGUAAUGUAGCAUCUAAUGAAUUCAAUCCAAAUGGGAACAAUAGUAGUAGCAAUGAUAAUUCCUAUCAACGAUCACAUUCUCUUGGUGGUGACGGUGACUGGGAUUGGGGGGAUAGUUCCUCUAAGCCAACUAUAACUCAAUCUAAUUCGUAUCAUCAACAACUCGGAGAAAUGAAUGAUAAUAACUGGUCAGGAUUCGAUUCUGGUGGAUAUCAAAGUGCUUUCCAACAAAUAAAAGCAACUGGAGAUUGUCCGGGCACGACAUCGGUAAAGAAAAACACAAAUCUUCAAUCAAGCUCUGAAAAAGUGUGUGAAGGUUUCAAUACUCUUGAUGUUAAAAAUGUAGCCAACAAAAGCACCAAUAAUGGAAAGGCCACAGAAGAAGAUGCUGCUUGGGAUUUGCUACUGAAUUAAAUGCGAUAUAUCAUUUUUUAAUUGUUUAAAAACUUUUCAUAUGUGCUUAUAAUAGCAACAUAUCGAACAUUUUGAUGAAAAUGAAAUAAUGGAGAUGAGUUUUUUUCUGUAUUUUGUUUUCUUGUACUAGCUUGUAAUAAAAAAGUAUGUAUGUG
Messenger RNA from Bactrocera oleae (olive fruit fly), 1730 nucleotides. RefSeq names its product ADP-ribosylation factor GTPase-activating protein 1 (gene ArfGAP1). NCBI's taxonomy places the organism in Eukaryota, Metazoa, Arthropoda, Insecta, Diptera, Tephritidae. Gene Ontology annotation, cellular component: Golgi membrane. The record is from RefSeq and is a predicted model, not a curated record. Gene Ontology annotation, biological process: regulation of ARF protein signal transduction; regulation of endocytosis. Gene Ontology annotation, molecular function: GTPase activator activity.